Messenger RNA from Durio zibethinus, 1441 nucleotides. RefSeq names its product zinc finger protein WIP2-like. The record is from RefSeq and is a predicted model, not a curated record. Gene Ontology annotation, molecular function: DNA-binding transcription factor activity. NCBI's taxonomy places the organism in Eukaryota, Viridiplantae, Streptophyta, Magnoliopsida, Malvales, Malvaceae. Gene Ontology annotation, biological process: regulation of gene expression; anatomical structure development. Gene Ontology annotation, cellular component: nucleus.
UGCUAUUUUUUACCUUACAAAAAUUACCCUAAUUAAGCUCUUCACUCACUGCAUGUAUAUGUAUAUGUAUCUCUAUUUAUAUAAGUAUGCGUGUCUCAUCAUUCUAGUUGCCAAAGUACAAGCAAUCCACUUUAUAAUAGUUUCUUUUUCCAAUCUUUUCAACCAUGACAGACCCAUGCUCCAAUCUCUUCACUGGAUGCUUCAACUUCAUGCCUCUCAAUCCCCAAUACACUUCUUUCAGUGCUCCAACUCCAAAUCACCCAAACCCUUCUUCUCAAGCUCACACAAACAAUAUAAUCUUCAACAAAUCUUCCAUUCAGUGUCAAAGCACACAUCCUCCCUCACCUCCUUGCCAAGAAGCUCUUCCUCUCAUCAAUUAUUUAAGUCCCACGAGGCAAGAAGAGAAUGAACCCUCGAGCAGUUCUAUGGAAGAGGAUAAGAACAUGGAUAAAGAAAGCCUCUUUUCCAGCACUGUUGAUGAUGAAGCUGUAACUGUAGCCCUACACAUAGGCCUACCUAGCCCUAGUUCCGAUCUGAGGUUUAGGCUCUCUCAGUCUGCAGAUGUGACAGACAAUUUAGGAGGGAAUGGUAGUGCAGUUUCUGGGUUUCCCUUAAGCAAGGGGCAGUAUUGGAUUCCUACCCCUACUCAGAUUCUCGUUGGUCCUACACAAUUUUCAUGUCCUGUCUGUUGCAAGACCUUUAAUAGAUAUAACAACUUGCAGAUGCAUAUGUGGGGGCAUGGAUCGCAGUACAGAAAGGGACCUGACUCUCUAAGAGGAACGCAGCCAACCGCCAUGCUAAGACUCCCAUGCUAUUGCUGUGCACCGGGUUGUAAGCACAACAUCGAUCACCCAAGAGCAAGACCUCUCAAAGAUUUCAGAACUCUCCAAACACACUACAAAAGAAAACAUGGAAUUAAACCCUUCAUGUGUAGAAAAUGUGACAAGGCUUUUGCAGUGAAAGGAGACUGGAGAACCCAUGAGAAGAAUUGUGGAAAGAUUUGGUAUUGCCUUUGCGGGUCUGACUUCAAGCACAAGAGGUCUUUAAAAGAUCAUAUCAAGGCUUUUGGUCCUGGUCAUGGGGCAGUUGGCAUCGAUUCUAUUGAUGAAGAUGAUGAACCCGGAUCAGAAUUUGAGCUUGAUGUGAGUCUUCCAUGUUAAAUAAAAUCCAGCUCGCACCUACUAACUACAUUUUUGGUUAGAUUAAGUUGUUGCUUCCUUUUUUCUUUUCCCCCCUUAAAAAUAAAAAAAUUAAGAGCCAUGGCGAGUUGUUCAUAUAUAUAAACAGUGUUUAUCUAUGUAAGUCUUCCCGUGUUUGUUUUCUCUUCUUUGGUUUCACUGAUCAGUUCUGUAAAUCCUUCCACCUUAAACCAAAUGUUGUUCAUCAUUUAUAAGCAAAUGAAUGGUUAUUUUUGGCAUGUAAUAAGCUGAAAAUUAAGUUU